GAUGUCCUCCCCCGAGGAGACCCUCCUGCUGCUGGAGCACCGCUACGUCUGCUCCGAGUGCUCCCACCUCUCCCCCUCCCUGGAGGAGGCCCUGCUGCCCCACCAGCACCACCUGCAGCCCCCCGCCGCCGGCCCCCAGACCCAAUUCCCCGCCCCGCCCCCUGCCCACCCCCACCUGGAGCUGCUGGGGGUCCCGGCCGAGCUGGAGCCCCCCAGCCAAUUCCAGUGCCUGGAGUGCGGCGCGCUGCUCCUGACGCCGGGCCAGCUCCUGGAGCACCAAGAGCUGCACCUCAAGCUGCUGGCGGAGCCCCCGAGACCCUCCCCAAAUUCCGCCAUCCACUUCGAGUGCCCCGAGUGCCGGGCGCUCUUCCAGAGCCAGGAGCUGUGGCUGGCUCACCGCCAGAGCCACCGAAACGCCCCGAACCCUCCCCAAAACCCCACCAGGGUGGAUCUGGAGCAUUCCUACCGCAAGCACGGCGCCGACGGCGCCGCGGAGCCGCCGGCCGACGCCGAGAGCUCCGUGCAGCUCCUCCUCUACGAGUGCGGCGAGUGCCUGCAGCUCUUCCAAACGCCCAAAGAUUUUUUGGAGCACCAAUCCGCGCACUUGGCGCCGCCGGCGCCGCCGCCGGAGCCGCGCUGCCAGCACUGCCGCGAGCUGCUGCCGUCGGCGCGGCUGCUGCGCCGCCACCUGCGCUGCCACGCCCUGGGCGCCUUCCAGUGCCCGCUGUGCCCGCGGGUGCUGCCGGACCCGGCCGAGCUGCGCCGGCACCGCGCCGGCCACGCCGGCGACUCGCUCUUCCUGUGCCUGGACUGCGGCUCGGCGCUGGACACCGAGGCGGCGCUGCUGGCGCACCGCCGCGGCCACGGCGUGGCCGAGCCGCUGCACCGCUGCGCUUGCGGCAAAACCUUCGCCAGCAUGACCAAGUUCCUCUACCACCGCCGCUCCCACGCGGCGCCGGGCUCAAUCCCGGCGCCGGAGCCGCUUUUGGAGCAGCCGGAGGUGAGUUUGGCUUGCGGAACGUGCCAGAAGGCGUUCCCCAGCGCGGCGGCGCUGGCGCGGCACCAGCGCUUCGUGCACCGGCUGGAGCGGCGGCACCGCUGCGGCGCCUGCGGCAAGAGCUUCAAGAAGUCGUCGCACCUGCGCAACCACGCCCGGACGCACACCGGCGAGCGGCCCUUCCCCUGCGGCGAGUGCGGCCGGCGCUUCAGCUCCCGCGCCAACCUGCUGCGGCACCGGCUGACGCACACCGGCGAGCGGCCGCACCAGUGCCCCGAGUGCGGCAAGCGCUUCGCCCAGAACUCCACGCUGCGGCAGCACCUGCAGCUGCACCUGCGGCGCUUCCCGCACCGCUGCGGCGACUGCGGGCUGCGCUUCCGCCGGCCGCACCGGCUGCUGCUGCACCGCGCCCACCACAGCGGCGAGUACCCCUACAAGUGCCCGCAGUGCGGCUGCACCUUCCUGCUGCGGCGUCUGCUCGACGUCCACCUGCUCGGCCACGCCGGCAAGGAGCCGGCCAGGUGCCAGGGC
Messenger RNA from Pyrgilauda ruficollis (rufous-necked snowfinch), 1528 nucleotides. RefSeq names its product zinc finger protein 574 (gene ZNF574). The annotation marks the transcript as partial. The transcript has a single exon. Lineage: Eukaryota; Metazoa; Chordata; Aves; Passeriformes; Passeridae. The record is from RefSeq and is a predicted model, not a curated record.